Molecule: messenger RNA, 303 nt
Organism: Sphaeroforma arctica JP610
Lineage: Eukaryota; Ichthyosporea; Ichthyophonida
Exons: 1
Source: RefSeq, a predicted model, not a curated record
AUGGCCGUCCGAGUCGUGUACAAAAUAGUUUUGGAGGGAGCCCCAGGCAGCCGAAAUGCCACAGAUCGUAGCCGGAAUGCCACAGAUCGUAGCCGGAAUGCCACAGAUCGUAGCCGGAAUGCCACAGAUCGUAGCCGGAAUGCCACAGAUCGUAGCCGGAAUGCCACAGAUUUGUUCACCGAUUUCAUGAAAGGCCUUGAAAUGGAUGAAGAAGACGCGUCGUCAGCUACACGCAAUCGAAUGGACACACCAGACGGCCAACUACUGCUGUUCCUCUUUGGGAAUGUCGAGAAGAGUUUGCAA